GUCUUCACCUCACCACGACCGCUGAUGACGUCGUGUGGCGCCAGAAAUCAACGGGUUUCGAACAGAGGUGGUUUUGUUCCGGAGAACACAACAGUGGUACAGUAGCUCGUCCACGGGCUCUGGUUUCUGCUUCACCAUGGUGAUAUUACGCAACAACUGCAGCGUGGAAGCUGAACCAGCAACAACUCCGCAGAGGGUGGUGUCGGACUUGGAUAAGAGCUCCGAGUUUCUGUCGCUUCUUCCCGCAUCGCUGAGAAAGUCGGUUCGGGUGACCCGCUCCACCCGCGCCCUGGAUGACAGCUUCAGCCCGGACAACAGCACGGGGCAUGCUGGUAUGAAGCUGGAGGUGGGAACCAGUCUCCACCUCUCUCGAAGGACCAGAGGACAAAGAAUUAAACUAGGGGGCUCCUUUCUGGACAUGGACCCAAAAACCAACAACAAGCUGUCUCAGGCUGAGCCUGGAGUUUGCUGCACCAGGAAAUCUUCCCGUCUGCAGAGAGAUGGAAAUGCAUCCAGCACGAAGCAGCAACCAGAUGUGGUGGAAGAAUCAUCAACUUCCAAAAGGAACCGUUUUAAUCUACGGAGCCAUGAAACUGAGGAAGAAGAGGAUCACUCAGUUCAACAUAGUCCCAGAAUCACUCGAUACAAACAGUCAGUGAUUUAUGACCGCCUCAUCACCAACACGGCUGAAGCUGUUCUCCAAAAGAUGGAUGACAUGCAGAAAAUGAGGUGGAAGCAGAGAAACAGAGACACCAAACAAGAGGAGUUGGGGAUGUACACCAGGGGCAGAGGACGAAGGUCUCUGAGGACAGAUGAGGAGAAUAAAGACACUGAGGAAGAGAAUCAAGAAGAGGAGGAGGAGGAGGAUGAUGAAGAGGAAGAAGAUGAUGGUGACAAUGAAGAUGAGGAAGAAGAUGGUGAAGGAGACAAUGAAGAGGAGGAAGAUGAUGAAGGUGACGAGGAAGAAGAAAACCUACGGCGAUACGACUUCAGACAGAGGAAGGCUGUGGUUCGUUACCAGGCCCCACAGGAUGAACCCAGAGAGCCCAGGAAGCGCCGCAUGUACCACUCCUCUCCUACCAGACGCAGGUUCAGGUUCAGCUCCACGGCCCCGAGGAGCCCCUACAACAGGAGAAGAAGCAGUCGGAGGAGACACGCCAUCCACAGCAGCGACUCCACUUCUUCCUCUUCAGACGAGAAUUUUCAGAGAUGCAGAAGUAAGAACAGGAGCUUGUCAAUUAACAGAUGUCUUCCGAUGAACCUUGUGAAAGAAGACCUGCUGGGGAUCCACAAGCACAGGAUGAAGAUUGGAGCCAGCCUAGCAGAUGUUGACCCCAUGUUCAUAGACAGGACGGUGUGCUUCAGUAGCAUUGGAGGUUUGAGUCGACACAUCUCGUCACUGAAGGAGAUGGUGGUCUUCCCUCUGCUUUACCCAGAAGUCUUUGAAAAGUUCAAGAUCCAGCCACCCAGGGGCUGUCUGUUUUAUGGUCCUCCAGGCACGGGAAAAACUCUUGUGGCCAGAGCGUUGGCUAACGAGUGCAGUCAGGGUGACAAAAAGGUGUCGUUCUUUAUGAGGAAAGGGGCUGAUUGUCUCAGUAAGUGGGUUGGAGAAUCAGAGCGGCAGCUGCGCCUGCUAUUUGACCAGGCGUACCAGAUGCGUCCGUCCAUCAUCUUCUUUGAUGAGAUUGAUGGUUUGGCUCCAGUCAGGUCGAGCCGACAGGACCAGAUCCACAGUUCCAUUGUGUCCACCCUCUUGGCCCUCAUGGACGGAUUAGAUGGCAGAGGAGAGAUUGUGGUGAUUGGAGCCACAAACAGACUGGAUUCUAUCGAUCCAGCUCUCAGGCGACCCGGACGCUUUGACCGAGAGUUCCUCUUUGGCCUGCCAGAUAGAGAAGCACGAAGGGAAAUUCUGAAGAUCCACACCAGAGAGUGGAGCCCUCUACCAUCUGAAGUGCUCCUGGAGGAACUGGCAGAUGAGUGUGUUGGUUACUGUGGAGCUGAUAUCAAAGCAGUCUGCUCGGAGGCAGCACUGUGUGCUCUGAGGCGGCGCUACCCACAGAUCUACUUCUCGUCUCAGAAACUUGUGCUUGACGUCAAUUCCAUUGUCAUCACCAACCGAGACUUGUCUGCAAUGGCCAAACUGGUGCCUGCUGCUCAAAGAGCUGUGGUGUCACCAGCCAAAGCAUUGAUGCCUGCUGUCUGUCCUCUACUGAGCACUACCUUGCGGAACAUCAUGAAGACCAUCAGAAGAGUGUUCCCACAUGCUGAGCAGGGAUUAAAGAGGAAGCAAAAACAAGAUGUGCACUGUGAUGUGUUUGAUGACGACAUGACGGUCAGUGAAGAAGACCCUGAACUCUACAAUGGGCAGCAGCCUUCUCACUGCCUGCAGCAAAUGAAAACAUCAGAUGUUAAUGGACUCCUCAGCCUCAAAAGGAGUGUCGUGGGCCAUCCAACAUCCUACCGUCCAAGGUUGCUGUUGUUGGGCAGACCUGGCUCAGGGCACAGCUCUCACCUGGCUCCCGCUGUCCUCCACACUCUGGAAAAAUUCACAUUAUAUACUUUGGACAUGGCGGUGCUGUUCGGAGUCAGCACAACUGUACCAGAAGAGACCUGUGCGAAGAUCUUUGUUGAAGCCAACCGGACUUCUCCCAGUAUCUUGUACAUCCCUGAGGUUGGACGCUGGUGGGAAACAGUGGGUCCUGCCUUAAGAGCCACUUUCCUCAGGCUGCUUGGCUCCAUCCCUGCUUUUGCUCCUGUGCUGCUGCUGGCAACCUGUAACUUGCCCUAUGACCAGCUCAGUGUGGAGGUGCAGGAGUUGUUUCAGCUCAAGUACGGGGAGGUUUUCCGUGUCCCCAUCCCCACUAAUAAAGAGAGAAGAAACUUCUUCAAGGACUUGAUCCUCAAUCAGGCUGCCAAGGCUCUUGCCUCAAAAAAGAAAGCUGGGCUUCAGGUGCUGGAGGAGCUUCCUGUGGCACCCCCACCUCCCCCCCAACAGCUGACAGAAACAGAGACCCAAAGACUAGAGGAGCAGGAGGAAGACACGCUCAGAGAGCUCCGCCUCUUCCUGCGUGAUGUCACCAAUCGUCUGUCCCAAGACAAGCGUUUCAAGGCCUUCACAAAGCCUGUGGAUUUAGAGGCGGUACCAGAUUAUGCUGAGGUGAUCAAGAAACCUAUGGAUCUGUCAACAGUUCUCUCAAAGAUUGACCUCCAUGAGUAUGUGACAGUGAAAGACUUUGUCAGUGAUGUGGAUCUUAUCUGGCAGAAUGCCCUGGAGUACAACCCAGACAGGGACCCGUCAGACCGUCAGAUCCGCCACAGAGCGUGUGCGUUGAAGGACACUGUGCACGCCAUCAUUAAAGAUGAACUGGAUGAGGAUUUUGAGAAGAUUUGUGAGGAGAUCAAGGAGUCUCGAAGUAAAAGAGGAUGCUGCACUGCAAAGUUUGCACCGUCCUUCUCCUAUGUGCUUCCAAAACAGCCCAAAUCUCCUACUGAGUCCAAGACUGGUGAUGCUGCUGGAGGCACAGCUGCAGAUGUCCCCACACCCUUUCAGGUGUCAACACCCAAACACUCAGCCCAAAAAAGGAAACGACACAAGAGUCGCUGGUCUGCUGGCUUCUGGGCUUCCAAAAGGAAGUUCACCUCCUCUCCUCACUUCUCCAGAGAGGACACUCACUUGUUUGACCAGUCUGUUGAAGGUGGCGCUGCACCAUGUGAAAGAGGGGAAUUAGAAAAUGAGGAAUGUAACGGUCACGCUGAGCCAAUGGAGGAGGAAGCAGCAGACAUCGCCAGUACAGAACCUUCUGGAACUGUCAAAGGAGAAGAAAACAAAAGCCCAGAUCAUAGUGUGAGUUGUGUGGCUCUGUCUGAAGAGGAGACUGUGCCGCCACAGCAGACGAUCCAUGUGGACAAAGCUGUGCUGAUCCCAGAUCAGGAAACGCCUGCUUUGGUGGUGGACAAAAACAAAUUAAAGGAGCUGUUGGAGAGAGUUGUGACCAAGACUGAUGGUUAUGAAGUCAGCCAGCUGGAGAGACUCUACGCUCUGCUGUGCCAGAGCAUCUACAGACACAAACAGGACUACAACAAAGCUGCACUAAUACAGGAGCUGCAACAAGAGAUUGAAGACUUCUGUUGAAUUCUGUACAGGAAAAGAACAUACAAGCACAAAAUUUCAGUGGAACUCUACUGGCACUUCCAGGUUUUGUCUUAAGUACAUUUUUACAGUACUGUUUGCUAUUUAAUUAAAUAAUACUCUUCUAAAUA
Messenger RNA from Thalassophryne amazonica, 4260 nucleotides. RefSeq names its product ATPase family AAA domain-containing protein 2-like. Lineage: Eukaryota; Metazoa; Chordata; Actinopteri; Batrachoidiformes; Batrachoididae. Gene Ontology annotation, molecular function: chromatin binding; ATP hydrolysis activity; ATP binding. Gene Ontology annotation, cellular component: nucleus. The record is from RefSeq and is a predicted model, not a curated record. Gene Ontology annotation, biological process: positive regulation of transcription by RNA polymerase II.